AUGACAUCCUAUUUGAUCUGCUAUCAGGAAUCAGAGAGGCAUUUGUUAACCACUACUAUUACUAUACCACGAUCUCGAUUGUCAUCGCUCCAAGAUAUGUUUUGCCUGGUUCUUCGUCCAGAAGGCGAAGUUGUUGUCAUUGAGGGCAUUGGUGGCUUGGCAAAGACAUGGGUGGCAAAAGGUGCAUUUGAAACAGCAAGGAACUCAAAUCGCUUUGAUAACUAUAUUUGGGUAUCAUUGUCUAGAGGUUGUAGUCUGCGACGGUGCAUCGAGAAGAUUGCAACAUGUCUUUUAAUUGACAUCGGAGAGGAACUGUUAUCAUCCAGAAUUAGUGUAAUGAUCAAGGAACAUCUCGCGAGACGGAAGUUUUUGUUGGUUCUUGAUAAUGCUUAUUUUGUCGAGGAAAACAUCUUAAUGAACUUGGGGAUUCCUCAUCCUCGAGAGCAGAGUUUGGGUUCAAAGGUCAUUGUGACCACAAGAACCAGGAGGGUACUGUCAGUCAUGGAGCCAGAUAUAAUUAUAUCGCCACAGCCUCUUACAGAUCAGGCCUCAUGUGACCUACUGUGCGAGAAGAUUGGCAAAGAUAUUCGUCUAGACUUAAGUAAUUGUUGCUUUGGCAUACCAUUAUCAGUUAUCUUACUGGCUGGGGCACUGUGUGAUGUGCCUACACAAGAGGAAUUCAGCAAGCUAAUCAGUGAAGUUCAUGUGGCCUCGGCGAAUCGCCUUGUAAAUUUUGGUUACAGCCAGCUUCCCAGUGAUACUGCUAGGCACUGUUCCCUAUACUGUUUACUCUUCCCUGACGAUGAAGCAAUUUCUGUCAAAGACUUAAUAUUCUUCUGGAAGCUGGAGGGUAUCACUGAUGAGGCUAACUGUACUGGUAGGGAAAUUCUCCAUGUGCUUUUAAAGCAUGGGUUGAUUCAUUUUGAGGGUGAUGAUCAUAUCCGCAUGCAUGAUGUCAUUAGAGAGACGUUAUCUCAACUUGGACGGGACAAUGGCUAUGUGGAACAGCCUCAAUGGGACUUUGACGAUUACAUUCAAUUUGAGCAUCUAGCCAAGUUGGGCGGCAAAAUUUCCUUAAUGAACACAAAAAUGGAAGAACUCCAUGGAAGUCCAAGUGCCGAGUGCUUUUCAACUUCGACGCUACUUUUGAGAGGAAACCGCCAUAUGAGAACUAUAUCGGAAGAAUUUUUUUGUUGUGUGCAAAUGCUUAGAGUGCUAGACCUAUCGUUUACUCGAAUCAUCAUCCUGCCCCAAUCCAUUUCUAGUUUGUUUUACCUCCGGUCGCUGCUACUAGUUGGAUGCGGACACUUGGAGAAAAUUCAGCACAUAAGCUCACUGGAGAUGCUUGAAAUACUUGAUGCAUCAAGUUGUGGUUCCCUAAAAAGGGUAGAGUGUGGAUCAUUUGAUCGUAUGAGGGUGCUCAAGAUUCUUGACCUUUCCCGGACUUCUAUUGCAUGCUUGCCAUCUCUAGCUGCGUGCGUCGGACUUCAACAACUCAUACUACACGAUUGCCCAUGUCUUGAAUCUCAGCAAACUACAGAAACAAAUGACAAGUCCUGCAAUGCAAUUUUUGUUAAGUUCCCUUAUGGAGUUUCAAAAACAGGUGCAGUAAGGAACGUACAAAUAGGGGCAAGUAUGGAGGAUCUAGUGGGUUGGAUUUGGUUGCCUGGCGGGCUGGCUUUUGAGUUGUCUGACAGAUUUGUCAUGAAGGUCUCUGAAGAUGUAGAUCAGAACGGCAAAACGUACAUACAUGCAAGUCAGGCCAAUUUCUUUCGGUCUUUGGAUAAAGAAUCUCCACUAUGGUUAACCUGCUUCCAAAAGUUUCACAUAGUUAUCUCCUCUUCAAAGUUUGAUCAAACCAUGCACAAGGGCUUGAGAGCAGUGAGGACAAAAUUCUCUUCUGUGGACGCGCAUUCCGGUGAUUUCGAUCGGUAUCUGGAGAUGAACUGUGUCAGCAUUCCUAAUGGUAUUGAGGAGAUUCUUGGUCAUGCUGAGCUGAUAUCAUCAAGAAGCGUAACAACAACAGAUCAAGUGUGGAAUCUGAAUAUUGGAAGACUGGCAGCAGCACGAGAACUUUGGAUAGAGGAAUGUCGCCAGCUGGAGAAUCUUUUCUCCCGGGAAGAAGUUGAUGAAUUGUCUAGAAUAGGAAAAUUGCAGAAUAUAUUUAUCUCCAACAUGGACAAUUUAGCAUACUUCUGCCAAGGGGUGGAAGAUGCGACGAGUUUCAGUUGUCUGGCGCAGUUGCUCCUCGAUUGCUGUCCAAGACUGAACUUCCUCUUCCCUUCGUCGCUACGCCUGCCGAAGCUUCGCAGUCUACAUAUAAGGUUCUGUGAUAGCCUGGAGAGGGUUUUCGACGAAUCAGUCGCGGCAGAAAUUGCUCUUCCAGGGUUACAGUCACUGCAGCUGUGGGAGCUUCCGGAGCUUAGCUGCGUGUGUGGAGGAGUCUUGCCAUCUCUCAAGGACCUGAAGGUGAGAGGCUGUGGAAAGCUGAAAAGGAUUCCUAUCGGUGUGACUGAAAAUAGCACAUUCAUUAUUACAACAGUAAUGGGAGAGACGCAUUGGUGGGACGAUUUGGUCUAG
Molecule: messenger RNA, 2580 nt
Organism: Triticum turgidum subsp. durum (durum wheat)
Lineage: Eukaryota; Viridiplantae; Streptophyta; Magnoliopsida; Poales; Poaceae
Source: the annotation of a GenBank genome assembly